UUGUCCUUCUACCACUGUCUUAAAAGGGAUUCUAAAGGGAUUUUCUUUCCCUUGUUCCUCCAGCCCUACACUUGCAUUACUGGCCUAAGUGGAUACUCACCAGCUGGCCGUGUCCAUCAUUACAGCCAAGUCUGAGAAUUCCUGAUUAUACUUAGAGUCAGUGGAGCUGCUGACACAAACAGUCAUUAGCAGACGACCCUUUUGGAACAAACUAUGCUUUAAAAUGUAAACUGGGGGGGGGGGCAUUUUCCUUGUGUUGUCCAGAAAGAACUUUCUGCUGCCUGAGCCUGGAUUAAUCAUGAGAGAGCUUGUCAACAUUCCACUGGUACAUAUUCUUACUUUGGUUGCCUUCAGCGGGACUGAGAAACUUCCAAAAGCCCCUGUCAUCACCACUCCUCUUGAAACAGUGGAUGCCUUAGUUGAAGAAGUGGCUACUUUCAUGUGUGCAGUGGAAUCCUAUCCUCAGCCUGAAAUUUCCUGGACCAGAAAUAAAAUUCUCAUUAAGCUCUUUGACACCCGGUACAGCAUUCGGGAGAACGGUCAGCUCUUCACCAUCCUGAGCGUGGAAGACAGCGAUGAUGGCAUUUACUGCUGCAUAGCCAACAAUGGCGUGGGAGGAGCUGCCGAGAGCUGUGGAGCUCUGCAAGUGAAGAUGAAACCUAAAAUAACUCGUCCUCCCAUAAACAUAAAAAUAAUAGAAGGAUUAAAGGCAGUUCUACCAUGUACUACAAUGGGCAAUCCCAAACCAUCAGUGUCGUGGAUCAAGGGGGACAGUGCUCUCAGGGAAAACUCCCGCACUGCGGUUCUUGAAUCCGGGAGUUUAAGGAUUCAUAAUGUGCAAAAGGAAGAUGCAGGACAUUAUCGAUGUGUGGCAAAAAACAGCCUCGGGACGGCAUAUUCCAAGUUGGCGAAGCUGGAAGUUGAGGAAGAGAGUGAACCUGAGCAAGAUACUAAAGUUUUUGCCAGAAUCCUGCGGCCUCCUGAAUCCCACAAUGUCACCUUUGGUUCCUUUGUGACCCUGCGCUGUACAGCAACAGGCAUCCCUGUCCCCACCAUCACCUGGAUUGAAAAUGGAAACGCUGUUUCUUCUGGAUCCAUUCAAGAAAGUGUGAAAGACCGAGUAAUUGACUCAAGACUGCAGCUGUUUAUCACCAAGCCAGGACUCUACACAUGCAUAGCUACUAAUAAGCAUGGAGAGAAAUUCAGUACUGCAAAGGCUGCGGCCACCAUCAGUAUAGCAGAAUGGAGUAAACCACAGAAAGAUGACAAAGGCUACUGCGCCGAGUACAGAGGGGAGGUGUGUAAUGCUGUCCUGGCAAAAGAUGCUCUUGUUUUCUUCAACAACUCCUACGCAGACCCUGAGGAGACCCAAGAACUACUGGUCCACACUGCCUGGAUUGAACUGAAAGCAGUGAGCCCAUUCUGCCGGCCGGCUGCUGAAGCUUUACUGUGUAACCACAUCUUCCAAGAAUGUAACCCUGGGGUGGCACCUACUCCUACACCCAUUUGCAGAGAAUACUGCCUGGCAGUAAAGGAGCUCUUCUGUGCAAAAGAAUGGCUAGCGGUGGAAGAAAAGACCCACAGGGGACUCUACAGAUCUGGGAUACAUCUGCUCUCCAUGCCGGACUGCAACAAACUCCCCAGCAUGCACUGGGACCCCAUGGCCUGUACCAGACUGCCAUAUUUAGCAUUCCCACCAAUGACGUCCUCAAAGCCGAGUGUGGACAUUCCAAACGUGCCUCCCUCUUCCCUGUCUUCCUCCUCUGUCUCACCUACAUACUCCAUGACUGUAAUAAUCUCCAUCAUGUCCAGCUUUGCCAUAUUCGUGCUUCUUACCGUAACCACUCUUUAUUGCUGCCGAAGACGAAAACAAUGGAAAAAUAAGAAAAGAGAAUCAGCGGCUGUAACCCUCACUACUCUUCCUUCUGAGCUCCUGCUAGACAGACUUCAUCCCAACCCCAUGUACCAGAGGAUGCCACUUCUUUUGAAUCCCAAAUUGCUCAGCCUGGAGUAUCCCAGGAAUAACAUUGAAUAUGUGAGAGAUAUUGGAGAGGGAGCAUUUGGAAGGGUCUUUCAAGCAAGGGCUCCAGGCUUACUUCCUUAUGAACCUUUCACAAUGGUGGCAGUGAAGAUGCUCAAAGAAGAAGCCUCAGCAGAUAUGCAAGCAGACUUUCAGAGGGAAGCAGCCCUCAUGGCAGAAUUUGAUAAUCCUAACAUUGUGAAACUCUUAGGCGUGUGUGCGGUGGGGAAGCCCAUGUGCCUGCUCUUUGAAUACAUGGCCUACGGGGACCUCAAUGAGUUCCUCCGCAGCAUGUCCCCUCACCCCGGACGCAGCCUCAGUCCCAGCGACCUGACCCGCGGGGCGCAGGCCUCCAGCCCCGGCCCGCCGCCCCUUUCCUGUGCCGAGCAGCUGUGCAUCGCCAGGCAGGUGGCCGCCGGCAUGGCUUACCUCUCCGAACGCAAGUUUGUCCACCGGGAUUUGGCCACCAGGAACUGCCUUGUGGGUGAGAAUAUGGUGGUGAAAAUCGCCGACUUUGGCCUCUCUAGAAACAUCUACUCGGCUGACUACUACAAAGCCAACGAAAACGACGCCAUCCCCAUCCGUUGGAUGCCCCCGGAGUCCAUCUUCUACAACCGCUAUACCACGGAGUCUGAUGUGUGGGCCUACGGGGUGCUCCUGUGGGAGAUCUUCUCCUACGGCCUGCAGCCCUACUACGGAAUGGCCCACGAGGAGGUCAUCUGCUACGUGCGGGACGGCAACAUCCUCUCCUGCCCAGAGAACUGCCCCCUGGAACUGUACAAUCUGAUGCGUCUGUGUUGGAGCGAGCUGCCCGCAGACAGGCCCAGUUUCACCAGCAUCCACCGAAUCCUGGAACGCAUGUGCGAGCGCGCAGAGGGGAGUGUGGGUGUCUGAGGUCGAAGAUGGGCAGGUAGAACUCUCCAGUCUCCUCUCGGACUCUAGGAGCCUGCGGAGUCCAACACCAGAGGCCCAAGGAGACCCAGAUAGGAAAUAAUAGUAGCAGGCAUGGGUACCAUGCUGUUUGUUUCUCAGAAAAAAAAAAAAAAAGACAGGGCAGAACUCCUGGGGUGGGUGGAAAGUGGGUGAUGGGAAAGGCAGGGGAGGAAAAAUGUCAGAUAAUUGGAGAUAACUACUCUUCCUCAUGGGGAAAGUUUGUAUUAUAGACUGUACAGGAAAGCAUGUCAUCCUGUUCAGUUCCUGAAUUAGCUGGCAGCAGAGUAAGACUCUGCUGUAUUAAAUUUUGAUACAAAACGCAGCUGAGAACUCCAUUUUUAAUGGAGUUCAUUCUCGUCCAUUAGGAAGGUAGCGUAUCUUCCUGUAAGAAGUUUAGCUCAAGCACAGAAAACUACAAAGGGAAAACCAUUUAUCAUCUCCUCACCCAAAGACGGGUGUUGGUUUUUUAUUCAAUAUUUCUUGAGUUUAACGCACACUUUUAUAUUUGUUCGUAUUCUACAGAGUUGUGGCUUACUUUAUUGAUAGAAGGUUUCCAAGGAAUAAAAUGAUAAAUCAGCAAGGCUAUAUUCUUAUUGUGAUAAGAAAUAAGUUCCCUUUUUCUGUCUUUGUGUUUCUUCUUUAGAAGUUUCUCCUUUGUGUGCACUUGUCAUGAAUUUACUCUGCUUAUUUUAUUCCUACAUUUUCUUUUCUGAAAAAAAUCUUUUGUGGCUGAUUAAUUUACCUUUUUCUUUGAAAGUUUUUUUGGUACUUUUUCUUUGCUCUUAUCUUUAUUUCUUCCUUUUUUCAGAACUCGGUUCUUUUUUGGUUAUUUUUUCUUUUUAUUUCAUCCAUACGACGAACACCCUGGCAGAAAUAAUAACCUUCUAAAUAACAUUGUGGACUAUUACGUAUGUACCUUUUGCAAAGUAUUACCAUUUUCUUCUGCACUUGCUUUUGAAGCUACACAUUUUAAAGUUGUCAUCCAUUACUUCUAUUGCCACAGUCUAUUAAAUCUCUUUAUAAAGCAUAGUUUAUAAUAUGGGAUUCUGCAAGAUGCUCUUGUGGCUCUGAGUUAUUUCAAACCUGAUGUUUGUGCAUUCUGACAUUUUUUUCCUUCUAGAAACCAAUUUGAUAGGCAGUGGCAUUAACGCAGGGCUGCUUAUCAACUUUCUGCAUGACUGUUCACCUAUCUUGUUACAUCUUAUGAUUCUUACAAAGAAAAAAAAAACCCCUCAGGAAGUCAGGUUCUUGGUGCACAAGAUUUCUCAGUGGUGCCCACACAAUAUAGCUUUAUCUGACGCCAACACGGAUGAUGUGAGUCUCUCCUGAUAUAGUAUGAACCCAAAUUCUCCCGAAAAGUAAAUAAACAGGGAAGAGAAAAUAGCAGUCUACCCUGUAUCAGCUUACUUUCAUUCAACCUAAUUGGUAGUUAGGGCAAUGGAGAAAUGGUCUGAAUUCUUGAAAGUAGAUUUUCAACUGCUUCUGGAAGACGCUACCUAAAAUCUCCAAAGGCACCUGCAUGCAAAACCUUUUUCACCUUUGCUGGAAAACCUGCCAUUUUCUUGUUCAUAGUCAUUCCAGGCAACCAAGACAAAAACACAGACUUGUCCCUCUCCUUCACCCAUGAAAACUCAUGUGUGUGUCAUAUAUGCUCUGCAAACGUCAAAGACGUCUUCAGUUUUCCUCAGCUGACAGAGUUUUAUUAUAAAAGAAAGACAUGGAAGUCAGGCCAAUCAGAAAAACUACUCCAUAGAAAAGCAGGGUCAGGACAGUUAGAGUUACUUGGAGGACCUGCCAUGGGGCUAGUGCUGCUGGGAACGUGUUGCCCCUCAGACCGGUUUCCAUUGCCCUGUUCUGCUGUCUGCUGCUUUGAGCUGUGCUCUGUUUCCCUCCCCAUUGCUGGAUAACUGCCCUUACUUUCCUGUCUCUUCCACAUGCCUUCCACAGCCUCAUAGAUUCUCUGUGUGUCUUUUAGGCUCUGCUAUUUAAGAUUUCAAAGCAAAAAAGUCAGAGAGACAUAGGUAACUACAGUCAGUGAAUGAGUACGUGAGCAAGCAAGGAACUGUUAUAUAGACCAUCCAAUUUUACUAAAUAUUUAAAGGAACUGAAAACUAAAAUAACAACUAGAAAUCCAUUAUAGUAACAAUAGUAAUACCAUCAACUAGCAUUUACGGAAUGCUUACUCUAAGGCCUAUAUAUAUAUAUAUAUAUAUAUAUAUAUAUUUUUUUUUUUUUUUAAGCUGGUAGGAAUAUUUAAUUGGCAUUUUGAUGAACUGGCAGAGUCUGCUGGCUGUGGACUAGCAUACGAGUGAAAAAAUCCUGGAGGGUACAGAUUUAAGGAAAUCCCAUAACUUUUGUGAGAUUUACCUCCAAGAACUUAACCAGGUAUCAUGUAACAAAGUCCUACAUUCCAUGGGAAAGAAUUUGACAGUGUUGUCUCAGCUAGUGGAAGAUAAUUACUGCUUAGUCCAGAUUCUUCCAGCUUUUAUGUCUCACCUAAGGAGAAACAUUUCAGUUAAAAAGGGUGAGGACUUCAA
This is a messenger RNA of Orcinus orca (killer whale), 5490 nucleotides long. RefSeq names its product muscle associated receptor tyrosine kinase (gene MUSK). Gene Ontology annotation, molecular function: transmembrane receptor protein tyrosine kinase activity; ATP binding; protein binding. NCBI's taxonomy places the organism in Eukaryota, Metazoa, Chordata, Mammalia, Artiodactyla, Delphinidae. Bases 299 to 2914 code for a protein of 871 amino acids. Gene Ontology annotation, cellular component: signaling receptor complex. The record is from RefSeq and is a predicted model, not a curated record. The transcript is spliced from 15 exons. Gene Ontology annotation, biological process: cell surface receptor protein tyrosine kinase signaling pathway; multicellular organism development; protein phosphorylation.